AUGGCCCGAGAGACUGAAUCUGGGAUGCGGUUGCGAGGUAACAUUCAACGACCCAUACGCUUUGAAGAAGAACAGAUUCACUUUCGAAAGCCAUACCAAAGACGGAAUGGCACCCUGCCAGCCUUUCCUGAACUUCUCGCCAGUAGCACGGUACCAUACAAUCCCAGACAACCUCCUGCAGCCUUCCCAUCCCUGCCUCUAACCGGCAUUCCACCUACCAAGCAGUCCUCUGUGGAGGCCUCCACAUCCAAUCCGUUGAAUGAAGACAAUCGACCAGUUCCGCCAGUGGUGUAUUCGCAACUCGAUAUCUCCCGACUCAUCAGUGAGGUGGUCGAAAUUCACAAGACCGAUUACAAGAAGAGCAAUAGUAUUGCCUCCUGGGACUUCGGAGGCGCCGACUCUUUUGGGCCUGCCUCUCGAUUCAGGGCGGAUGAGAAGGUCGAGUGGGGUUCUCUAGAACUUGCAUAUCAGCAUCGCAUCUUCCAGGCCAUCAGUCGUCUACGUGAUGAAACUAAUGCAGCUCACUGGCUUGGCCUUUCUCCAGAAGAAGCUGUGGCCAUCAACGCUGCGGUUAGAUGGCGUCAAAAGUUCCCAAUCACAUUGGCUCAGUACCACGAAGGCCAGAAUACUUUGCAGAACUGCAUGAAUCCGGAGCUCCUCAUGGCAUACAUGGACCUGAUGGUCAAGAUCAGUCAUUUCGAGCUGGGGUCGCCGUUGCAAUUGCUCCGGGCAGGCUUGUUCUUACGCCAGCUCGGUUUGCCCGGCAACCUGCUUGGAACAUGGAUAUCUGAUUCUCUAGGCUCUGGUCAGUUAAUUGAUGCGUCGCCUCUUGCCGAUCGCUUGCCUGUCGGGGCCUUGACGAGCGAGCACCUGCACCAGAUGAGUCUGCAAGCUUUACGAGGUUCGAAGCUUCCCUUACAAGCGAGAAAGCCCCCAAUCCAUUCGAAUAUGAGCCUGCAGCAACGCCCAAAAUCGCUUCCCCCAACAGCAGUCCGUCGGCCGAGAAAGCAGACGCCUGGGCUACUUCAAGAACUGCUCGGUACCCGUUCAUCGUCCCCAGCGCUCGACCGUACCCGCAAUCCUGGAUUUAGCGAGAAUUGCACGCGAGCAAGAGGGCGUUCCAACUCAGCACGCUUGAGCGAGACAUCUAGGGAUCAGAUCGAUCUGCUGCGUCCAGCGACGCAGCCCGUUCCGCAGAUUCCGGCUCCAAGUUCGACAGCUUCAUCACCUCCAGCUUCUCAGGAGACUGCCCACCAUCUAUCCUCGCAAGCAGCUCAUAGCUCAAUAAUGCCGACCUCAUCCACUCCCGGGCACAACCCAAAUUCACCAGGCUUGCCCCGCACCUCCGGUAUAUCCUCCGACGAUCGUACUGCCGGUCCUAUGAGUCUACGCAGCCGCGGCAGCCUGAGGGAGACAGAAGCUAUGUCGGCAUUGCGACAAACCCAGGGUUUCUGGGGUAGCUCUCGCGAUGAAACAGACCCCAACCGCUCAGCUACUGAAACUGUUGAAGGAGGCACCCUAGCAGUCACUCCUUCGAUGUCAGAAUCUUGGCCCAGAACCCCGAAGCUGAUUUUGAAGGUCAGCGAUACAGGGUUCGCGAGCGUCAGUCCCGGACAGCAGCUAAUUCCAUCACCGCCCUCGAGAGGUGGGAAGGCGUCCAGUAACUUCGCAGGGUUCGAGAAGCCUGCGAGCCUGAAGUCGCCUGUUAUCGCGCCUACUGAAGCUGAUGUGGCUCUGCCACCCUGGUCUACUCCGCAGCCUAGUAUUCUCAACCGCGAGCCUUUGCAACCACAGAACACCUUCAAGCAAUAUAGUGUAUACCCAGGCUCGCCGGAGGCUGGACCUGCGAGACUGGGUAAUUCUCUUGAUUUCAGCAGCAAGCUUAUAGCAUCGCCUGAAGCCCGGCCAAGCACACCUGAUACUGGUGACCUUGGUGUCUUUGGCACCGAAGACGGCUACAUUUCGAGCAGCUCCGUUGGUCCGGCUGACGAAAUGGAUAUUGACGAGGGACAGGCUUUGUAUUUGCCCGGUACAAUACCUUCGCAACAGGCCAGCGAUCCUGUGCUGCAUAGCUCCCGGAUCAACCAUCUUGGCUAUCCUAUGGAGAGCAUUUUGCCUAGCAUCGAAGAAGACAUCGAAAUAGAAGACGCACCUGUGCUGCAGCGACCAUCUCUUGCUCCAGACGUGCCAGCUGUGUCUGCUGCCCACAGCGUGAUGGUGCGCCCCAAAAAGGUCGUUGGUCUGAGACGAAGACUGGUUUCGAGCAGCCGCAACAGCCCACCUAGACUUGGGAGCAUCUCUCCUAUAUCAGAGAACGAAGAUUUUGAUGAGUACCACGCCUGGCUAAGGGGUGAGCGUGAGCACGGACCCCUACCACAAGUUCGAGCUAUCACAGCCGCUGAAACACCACGGGGAACUAAGAGCAGCCCCACAAUGGCUACGACAGCUGUCGAAACACUUCCCAGUCAGGCUACAACCCCUAGAGCUCAGCCUGUCACCUCUUCCGAACCGCCACCCUUUAAGAUCAAGCUCCAGCUGCGGCUCAACGAAGAGGCAGCGCCCCAGCCGCCCGCGCUAGCAGGCACAUCAUUGGCUAUACGCUUCGUCGAUCCUGGUGAAGAAGGUGACGAGUCCUGGGAAGAUGAAAAGCCGAAGAAAAAGAAGCAAAAGAAAGCCAGCACUCCUGUGAGGACCUCUUCUAGUACAGCGAAUUCAAGGAGCACUACGCCAAGGGUGUCUGUCUCUAACAAGGCUACAGAGUCGACUGAUGGGAUCAGGAAGGCGGUUUCGAAGAAGGGCAACGGUGCUGUCACUGGAAGGACCACUCGAGCUCAGUCGCUGGCUGCUGGGGAGGCGGUAAAAUCGAGGCCAGUCGCUGAGCCAGGCACUGCUACCAAAGACGCAGAAAGCUCGAAUGCUUCUACGCUAAUCCCUAAUGUAAAGAUACCACUGAAAGCGAGGCCUACACCUCGCCUGCAUCGCUCCACGACACCUGCUCGAUCAGACCGACCCAAAACUCGUCAUCAGACGGCCGUGCAGGCUAUUCUAGAUGAGGAGAACGUCACCGUUAGAGACUCUGCGAGCGAUGCGGAAUCCAAGGGCGCAAACGAGGACUCGAAGUCAGCAAAACCGAGGAAGAAGUGGACGCACAAGGAGUAUCACAAGUCACGAGAGAGUCCGAGGUUGGCUAUCAUGGACCUACCGAACAUGAAGACGUAG
Messenger RNA from Cyphellophora europaea CBS 101466, 3219 nucleotides. RefSeq lists its product as uncharacterized. Bases 1 to 3219 code for a protein of 1072 amino acids. The record is from RefSeq and is a predicted model, not a curated record. The transcript has a single exon. Lineage: Eukaryota; Fungi; Ascomycota; Eurotiomycetes; Chaetothyriales; Cyphellophoraceae.